This is a messenger RNA of Quercus lobata, 2360 nucleotides long. RefSeq names its product pentatricopeptide repeat-containing protein At1g08070, chloroplastic-like. Gene Ontology annotation, biological process: RNA modification. Gene Ontology annotation, molecular function: RNA binding; zinc ion binding; protein binding. The record is from RefSeq and is a predicted model, not a curated record. Lineage: Eukaryota; Viridiplantae; Streptophyta; Magnoliopsida; Fagales; Fagaceae. The transcript has a single exon. The coding region runs from base 94 to 2178 and encodes 694 amino acids.
UUCACCUGGUUCUUGGUCUAAAAGACUAUACUCUAGGCCCUGGCCUUUGUCUAAUUUUUGAGACUUUUUUUUUUCAAACUCACAACUCAGGAAAUGCUUUCUACACUAACUGUCUUUUCCGCCAAACCCAUAACUGCCAUAACCACCAUUGAAAACCCAAAAACCUUAAUUCUACAACAAUGCAAAACCAGCAAAGACCUCAACCAAAUCCAUGCCCAUCUCAUCAAAACUCGCCUCAUCCACAACCGGGCCGUCACCGAAAACCUUCUCGAAUCAGCAGCUAUACUUCUCCCCAAUACCAUGGACUAUGCUCUCUCCAUUUUUGAUGAUAUUGGCCAGCCCGAUUCGUCGGCUUACAAUGUCAUGAUAAGGGGUCUUACAUAUAAGCAAUCCCCUCAUGAGGCUAUAUUUUUGUUCAAGAAAAUGCUUGAGACUUCAGUUGAACCCGAUGAAUUCACUUUUCCUUGUGUGUUGAAGGCUUGCUCUAGACUAAGAGCAUUGAGUGAAGGUGAACAGGUUCAUGCCCACAUUUUGAAAUGUGGGUUUGGAUCAAGUGAGUUUGUUGAGAAUACUUUGAUUCAUAUGUACGCGAAUUGUGGUAGAGUUGACGUCGCUCGCAGGGUGUUUGAUGGAAUGUCAGAAAGAGGGGUUGUUGCUUGGAAUUCGUUGUUUUCAGGUUACAUGAGGAGCGGGUGUUGGGAAGAGGUUGUGAAGUUAUUUCGCAGGAUGCAGGAAUUGGAUGUUGGGUUUGAUGAGGUUACAAUGAUUAGUGUUUUGACAUCGUGUGGGAGGUUGGCUGAUUUGGAAUUAGGUGAGUGGAUUAAUGGGUAUGUAGAAGCAAAUGGAAUUAAGAAGAGUCUUGCUUUGAUGACUUCUCUUGUUGAUAUGUAUGCGAAAUGUGGUGAGGUAGAUACUGCGAGAAGAUUGUUUGACCAGAUGGAUCAGAGGGAUGUUGUGGCAUGGAGUGCCAUGAUUUCUGGUUAUUGCCAAGCAAAUAGAUGUAGAGAGGCUCUUUAUCUUUUUAAUGAGAUGCAAAAGAACAAUGUGGAUCCCAAUGAGGUCACCAUGGUCAGUGUGCUUAAUGCUUGUGCUGUCCUUGGAGCUUUAGAAACUGGCAAAUGGGUCCAUUUUUACAUAAAGAAGAGGAAUCUGAAGCUCACUGUUACCCUUGGAACUGCACUGAUUGAUUUCUAUGCGAAAUGUGGAUCUGUGGACAGUUCUAUUGAAAUAUUUAGUAAAAUGGCUUCCAAAAAUGUCUUCACUUGGACAGCACUUAUUCAAGGUCUUGCUAGUAAUGGACAGGGUAAAAGGGCUCUUGAGCUCUUCUAUUUGAUGCGGGAGAAGAAUAUUGAACCAAAUGAUGUCACUUUCAUUGGCGCUCUUGCUGCAUGCAGUCAUGCAGGUCUGGUUGAUGAGGGUCGAAGUCUUUUUGUCAGCAUGAGUAAAGAUUUUGGUAUUGAACCAAGAAUUGAGCACUAUGGUUGUAUGGUAGAUGUUCUUGGUCGAGCAGGGUUGAUUGAAGAGGCAUAUCAGUUUAUAAAGAACAUGCCCGUCCAACCAAACGCUGUUGUUUGGAGAACAUUGUUGGCUUCAUGUAAGGCCCAUAAAAAUGUUAAAAUUGGGGAAGAAUCAUUUAGAUGCAUAACAAUAUUGGAGCCUGCUCAUAGUGGGGAUUACAUACUUCUAUCAAAUAUUUAUGCAUCGGUUGGUAGAUGUGAGGAUGCAUUGAAGGUGAGGCGUCAGAUGCGGGAAGAGAGGAUUAAAAAGACACCAGGUUGUAGCUUGAUUGAGUUAGAUGGAGUAGUUCAUGAAUUUUUCUCCGAAGAUGAUGGACAUGCUCACUUAAAGGAGAUAUAUGGUGGAGUUGAAGACAUGAUGAAACAGAUCAAGUCAGCAGGCUAUGUGCCCAACCCAACAGAUGCAAGACUGGAUGCUGAGGAAGAUGAUAAGGAAGCUUCAGUCUCUCACCAUAGUGAGAAGUUGGCCAUUGCAUUUGGUCUCAUAAGAACCCCACCUGGAACUACAAUCAGAAUAUCAAAGAAUCUUAGAGUGUGUACAGACUGCCACAAUGCUACAAAGAUAAUCUCAAAGGUAUAUAAUAGAGAAAUUGUUGUCAGGGAUCGUAAUCGCUUCCAUCAUUUCAAAGAUGGAUUAUGUUCUUGCAAUGACUAUUGGUAAACCCUAUAAUCUACAUACAUUGCAAGACUAUUGAAGGCCUUGUUCCUCUGUUAUAGAACAAAAGAGGACAUAGAAUUCUUCAAUGCUAUGAUAGCUGGCCUUGAGUUGGGGACUUUGUGCACCAAAAAGCUAUGUGAUCUUGUUCCAAUCCCAACAAUUUUCAGAUGUCUCAAUAAAAGGAA